Passer domesticus (house sparrow) is the source of this 3342-nucleotide messenger RNA. It is a transcript of the gene INO80B, whose product is annotated as INO80 complex subunit B. The transcript has 5 exons. The record is from RefSeq and is a predicted model, not a curated record. NCBI's taxonomy places the organism in Eukaryota, Metazoa, Chordata, Aves, Passeriformes, Passeridae. Gene Ontology annotation, biological process: chromatin remodeling. Bases 832 to 2343 code for a protein of 503 amino acids. Gene Ontology annotation, cellular component: Ino80 complex.
GGUGGGUAUUUGGGGGGUUUUGUGUGGAUAUUUGGGAUACUUAGGUGGGUAAUCAAGGGGGUUUUGUGGAUAUUUGGGAUAUUUCUGUGGAUUGAUGAAGUCAAAACUCCUCAUCCUGCCCUGGGCGCCAUCCUGGCACCCUGAGGAGUGAUUUUUGGGGCUGGAUGGGGUUUUUGCGUGAAUGGAUGGGAUCCACGCUCAGAUGAGAGAUUUGGGUGAAUAUUUGGGUGGAUAUCUGAGGGUUUUUUUUUUGAUAUUUGGGGUAUUUGUGUGGAUCGAUGAAUUCAAAACUCCUCAUCCCGCCCUGGGCACCAUCCUGGCACCCCUGGGGAGAGAUUUUUGGGGUUGGAUGUGGUUUUUGUGUGAUGGAUGGGAUCCACACUCAGAUGAGAGAUUUGGAUGAAUAUUCAACGUAUUUGGGUGGGUAUCUGAGGGGUUUGUGUAGAUAUUUGAGAUAUUUAGACGGGUAUUUGAGGGGUUUUUUGUGAAUAUUUGGGACAUUUGGGUGGGUAUCUGAGGGGUUUGUGUGGAUAUUUGGGAUAUUUCUGUGGAUUGAUGAAUUCAAAACUCCUCAUCCCGCCCUGGGCACCAUCCUGGCACCCUGAGGAGAGAUUUUUGGGGCUGGAUGGGGUUUUUGUGUGAAUGGAUGGGAUCCACGCUCAGAUGAGAGAUUUGGCUGAAUAUUUGGGUGGGUAAUUGAAGAUUUUCUGUGAAUUUUUGAGGGGUUUUGUGGAUAUUUGUGUGGAUCCACGAAUUCCCCUCUCAGUUUCCCCCUGCGCACCAGGCCCAGCUCCCUCAGCGGGGAAACGCUCCAGAGCCCGAAGCACGGCCAUGGCCCCGCUCCAGGCGCUCUCUGUGCUCCCGAGGGGCCCAGCCCUGUGCCCAGCGCUCCAGGUGUGCCCACCCGGCCGGGCAGAGGGGCAGGAUGGCCCUGAGCUGCGGGCACUGCCCUGCCCGGCGCGCCCGGCAUCCGCCGCCCGCAGGCCCCGGGCCCGCUCGGCUCGCACCGGGGGCCGCAGCGGGGUGCUCACGCCGCGCUUUCAGCCACAGCUGAGGCCGCAGCGGGGUGUUCACGCCAUGCUUUCCCCCUCACCUGCACAGCGCUCACCUGAGCUCUCACCUGAGCGCUCACCUGGGCUCUCACACCUGCCCCCCCCGGCCCAAAAGCACCCGCGGCGCCGGUUUCCCGCCGGGACGGCGCACAACACGCCCACAUCAAAGAUGGCGGCGGCAGUGUCACCCGCUGCGCAUAACGGGCGGGAGCCAGUCCGGGCGGAAGCGAGUUUGGGCGGAAGUGGGUCCGUCCCGAAUUGGGUCCCCCGCGGGCGGAUGCGCAGGGCCUGGCGGCGCGGCGGGAUGGAGGCCGGCGGCCACGGGCAGGAGGCCGAGGCGGGCGGCCAUGGCGGCCACAAGAAGAAACACAAGAAGCACAAGAAAAAGCACAAGAAACGGCACCACCACGAGGCCGGGCCGCCCCCGGGGCCCGAACCCCCUCGGCAGCCCCGGCUGCGGCUCCGGAUUAAGCUGGGAGGGCAGAUCCUGGGCACCAAGAGCGUCCCCACGUUCACGGUGGUCCCCGAGGGGCCGCACUCGCCGUCCCCGCUGCUGGCAGGGGACGAGGAGGAGCCCAGCGUCCCCAUCGAGCAGUACCGGGCAUGGCUGGACGAGGACAGCAACCUGGCCCCCUCCCCACUGCCCGAGCUGGACCCCGAGAGCUGCUUCCCCCCCCGUGAGGAGGGGGAGGAGGAGGAGGAGGAGGAAGAGGAGGAAGAGGAGGAGGAGGAGCGGCGCUGGCUGGCCGCCCUCGAGAGGGGGGAGCUGGAUGACAACGGCGACAUCAAGAGGGAGGUGGACGAGUCCCUGCUGACAGCCCGGCAGCGCGCGCUGCUGCACAAGCAGCAGAGCCAGCCCCUGCUGCAGCUGCCCAUGGGCGCCAAGGCCAAGGAGGUGACGGAGGAGAUGCGGGAGAAGCGGGAGGAGCGGGCGCGGCGCCGGCGGCUGCAGGCGGCCCGCAAGGCCGAGGAGAGCAAGAACCAGACCAUCGAGCGCCUGACGCGCACAAACAAGGCCAAGGUGAGGGCCCUGCGCGAGCGCCGCGCCCGGCCCCGGCCCUGCGCCGUGGUGCACUACCGCAGCGCCGCCGACGGCGUCACCGUGUCCUUCCCCGCCGGGCUGCCGCCGCCGCUGCCCGCCGCCGCCGCGCCGCCCGCGCCGCCCGCCCGGCCCUGCGCCGUGCCCGGCUGCACCAACGCGCGCCGCUACUGCUGCGCCCGCACCGGCCGGCCCCUCUGCAGCCUGGGCUGCUACCAGCGCAACCUGCAGCUGCUGCAGGGCGCGGGGUGACGGCGCUCGGCGGGGUGGAUGCUCUGAGGGGGCUACGGACCAUCUGCAGGGGCUAUGGAUCCUCUACAGGGGCUACAGACCAUCUACAGGGGCUAUGGACCUUCCCUGGGGGGCUACGGACCCUCUGAGGGGGCUUUGGACUCUCCCUGGGGUCUACAGACCAUCUAUGGACCCUCACCAGGGGCUAUGGACCCUCUACAGGGGGGCUACAGACUAUCUACAGUAGCUAUGGACUCUCCCCGAGGGGCUACAAAGCCUCUCUGGGAGGCUACAGACCCUCACCAGGCCUCUAUGGACCCUCCCUGAGGGGCUACAGACUAUCUACAGGGAGCUAUGGACCCUGCCCAGGGGGGCUACAGACCAUCUACGGACCCUCCCCAGGGGCUAUGGACCCUCUCUGGGAGGCUACAGACCCUCCCCAGGGGCUAUGGACCCUCUCUGGGGUGCUACGGACUCUCUCAGGGGUCUAUGGACCCUCUGUGGGGGGCUAUGUAUCUUCUCCAGGUGGCUAAGGACCCUCCCCAAGAGGCUAUGGACCAUCUACAGUGGCUAUGGACCCUCCCCAGGGGCUACAGACCCUCCCCAGGAGUCUAUGGACCCUCUACAGGGGCUAUGGACCCUCCCUGGUGGGCUAUGGCACCUCUGCAGUGGCUAUGGACCCUCCCCAGGGGUCUGUGCACCCUCCCGGGGGGCUGCGGACCCUUUCCCGUGGGUACCAAGGCCCCAUCCCCAGCCCUGCGGAGCUCCUGCGUUAUCCGCGUGGGGCUGGCACAGGACCCUGCAGCAUUCCCGCUCUGGGGAGCCCCAGAUCCUCCGUGAGGGGCCAGAAGGCCGCACAGGGGGCUUCAAACUGUCUGCUGUGGGUGCGGAGGGCCCGGCCGGCACACAGGGGACGGGCAGAGCUGCGGCGGGCUGGGGACCCGGGCAGAGAGGGAGGGAGGGCGGUCCUGAGGCGGGUCCUGUGGCGGAGCUCAUUAAAGGCUGUUCGUGAAGGAGCCG